Closterium sp. NIES-67 is the source of this 2079-nucleotide messenger RNA. The record is from the annotation of a GenBank genome assembly. NCBI's taxonomy places the organism in Eukaryota, Viridiplantae, Streptophyta, Zygnematophyceae, Desmidiales, Closteriaceae.
AUUGCCCCUAUCAGAGCUUCCUUCUUGAUUGAUGAUCCUAGGCUCAUUCGUCGUGUACAACUGACGGAGACGAUUCGCAGUGACUAUCGAAAGGCUCUCCCGCGAGCAACCAUGGCGGCCGCGUCCCUUCUAGAGGAGAUAGCGGACGAGCUUCAAGCGCUCGAGGCCGUUUACGGCGAAGACGUCCACGUACAGGCGGAGAACGCGGAGAACGCGGGGAAUGCGGGGAAUGUGGGUGUGAGGGUCAGUGUGGCGCUGAAGCCGCUGACGGGGGAAGACGCGACGCAGCAAUUCGUUGAGGCAACAGCCGUGCUCCUCGUCACGCCGCAGUACCCGCUGUCCCCGGCAGUGCUGCGCCUGAGCGCGGUCAAGGGGAUGAGCGACGAGCGGGUGGCGGAGCUGCUUGCGCUCGCCAGGGCGUGGCUGGCGGAGAUGUUAGGGCCGGGGGAACCCAUGCUGCUGGCUGCAUGCGAGCAAGUGAAGGAGCUUCUAACGGAGAUGAACGAGCCUUCAGGGUGCUGCUGCUUCUGCCUCGAUCCAAUGUCUUCUGGCGCUGCUGCUGCCCCGCACGAACCCAUUGACGGCCCCAACAGCGAUACUAGCAGCGGCGGCAGCGGUGCUCCCCCUCUGUUCAAGCUUGCCGUCUGCUUCCACUGCUUCCACUCGCAGUGCAUGUCACAAUGGUGGCAGUGGGAGCUACAGCAGGCUAAGGUCAAUGAAGCUGAAAUGAGGAGGUGCAACCCGCAUGCUACCAUUCCAAAGGAAGGGUUGGCCGCCUUUCUGAAGUUGAGGGGCAGCUUCGGCACGGCUGAGGCCAUCAGUGACCGGAAGUUGGUGAAGGAAGGAAGUUAUUCCAUGGAGGCGUGGUGGGAGUGGCACGGCACUGACCACCCCUUGCUCAUGGCCCUUGCUUGCCGUGUGCUAACUCAGCCGGUGUCUGCAUCCAGCUGCGAGCGCAACUGGGCGGUGUGGGAUACUGUCCACACCGCCCGACGCAACCGGCUGGGUUCAGAAAAGUGCAAGGAUCUGGUUUACGUUGCGCACAACUGGAAGCAAUCCUUCAGCUGCCCUGCCUGCCGAUCCACUCUGGCAGCAGAUGACAUGUCCCGCCUCACUACACUCCUCGCCUCCUCUCCUCCAUCCGCUCCCGCAUCCUCGCCUCAACCCUCCACCUCCCUGGCGAAUGAGCCUAGACUCUCAGCGGCACCACCAGCAGCUGCAGAAGAGGUCUCAGAAGCGCUGGGUGGGGAGGAUCAGGUGGAGAGAAGGAAGCGGUUUGAGGCAGUGUGGCAGAGGCAGCAGCAGCGCGGAGGCAUCAUUGAGCCUCGCUCCGUGCUGGAUGGCUACGCGGAUCAGCAUCCUGGUCAACAGCAGCAGCCCACUGAAUCUCUUCGGGUUUCCGAACCUCCGUCUGGCCCAGCUUCAGCCUCACGGCGCGCGGAUUCCACUGCCACUGCUGCAGCUGCGGAUGCAGGAGAUUCAGCUGCUUCAGUGGAAUCAAUACGAGCAGGCGCAGCCGGCGUUGCCCCGCCACCAACAGGGGCGUCCUCAGGAGGGCUUGUGCUCUUCCCAGCCUUGCGGCUUGACCCCUCUCCACCGGACUGCUUCUCAGGGAAUCAGCCUGGCGACUCUGCAGCACCACAUAGCCAGACUGCAGCAUGCCGUGGUUCAGGUGAACAUCCAGGUGGAGGUUCAGGUGGGGGGGGGCGUGGACAAGGGACCACAAACAAGGCUCCAGGAAGGACAUGCCCCGCCUCACGCUCCGAGGGGCUGGCCCUGCUGGAGUAGCUGCCGCUGCUGCCGAGUAUGGGGGUGCUAGACUUAGGGGGGUGUGCGGCUUAGUGUGCUGUGUGUGUGGUGUGCUUUCGGCUACCAAGCCUAGCGGGUGUGUUAAAUUAUAUCUUAUAUAUAAUUGUAGGUUUGGUAGGUGUUACUGGAACCUACUGUUGAGGGUACAACUCCCUCCUUGUAUCCAUCUCUCUUCUCAUCUCAUACUCUUCUCUCUUGACAUUUUUCCUAGCCUAAAACCUCACGCCAUUCUAUGGCUUCCCUCCUACCUAGAUUCUAGUAUUCUAACAG